CUGCUGGAGGCAACCCGGUUGACCUGUGGAUGCUGUGAACCAGGAGCUGACCAAAAAGCGGGAGAGCUCCAGGAUUCCUCCUCAGAAAAGGGGCACCAACCAUUUUUGCGAACUGCAUGGAGAUGAGUGUCUGGGAUCUACCCUUCUCUUCUGAUGUCCAAACAAAAAAGCUCUGCUCUCUGUAAAGUCCACUGGCUCCCAUUGUCUCUUUUAUCCACUGAAGAACUCUGCAGAUGGAGUGAGGGCUGUACCUGAAGGCAACAGCUGUCCUACUGUAACUGCUAAAACCAGGCACCAUCAGUACUCAUUUCAUGGUGUCUGUCCCUGUGUGUGGUGACAAGGGGUGUACAGUGCACUUUCACUUCUGGUCGCUGCAAGGUGCUUUGAUUUUUCUAGUCUAAUUAUGGCUUCUCAACAGAGGCUGGCUGCUGUGAAGGAUCACAGAGUGACAUGCUUGAUGCACAUGUCUCCAGAGAGCAAGGCUGAUCAAAAGGCAACCAUGAACUACUGAGUGUGCUUCCAUUGCUGGUCACAGUGAAACAGAUCUGCUUCAUAGACAAAAUCUAAACUUAGUUUAAGUUUCUGAGUAAUAAAGAUAGGGGAGCAUGGCUGCUAAGAAACUACGAAGAGCAAGGUUGCCUCAGGAGCUCUGUGAAAGGCUGAGUCACCAUCAGAUCACUACCUGUCAGGAUUUUUUAUGUCUUUCCCUCUUGGAGCUAAUGAAAGUGACAGGACAAAGCUACUAUGAUGUGCAGAAGCUUGUUUGUAAAGUCAGCCGGGCUUGUGCUCCCAAAAUGCAGACUGCUUAUGAAAUGAAACUGAAGAGUUCUGUCAAUCCCUCUUCAGCCUUUUUAUCCACCAUGUUGCAUAGUUUGGAUAAAGUCUUGCAUGGUGGAGUGCCCUGUGGAUCCCUCACAGAGAUUACUAGUCCACCAGGUUGUGGCAAAACUCAGUUUUGUAUUAUGGUGAGUGUUGUGGCUACACUGCCUGUAAGCAUGGGAGGACUAGAUGGGGCUGUUAUAUACAUUGACACAGAGUCUGCAUUCAGUGCUGAAAGGUUGGUUGAGAUAGCAGGAAACAGAUUCCCUACUUAUUUUGACUCAGAUGAAAAGCUGUUCUGCAUGACCCGUAGCGUUCACCUGUAUCGAGAGCUGACCUGUGACAGUGUACUGAAGAGGAUUAUGUCUUUGGAAGAAGAAAUUAUUUCGAAGAAAGUUAAACUCAUAAUAAUUGACUCUGUUGCUUCAGUUGUCAGAAAGGAGUUUGACACAAAACUCCAAGGCAACCUGGCAGAGAGAAGUAACUUCUUGGCCAGAGGAGCAUCAGUGUUGAAGUAUUUGGCAGAGGAGUUCUCAAUACCAGUUAUCUUGACGAAUCAGAUUACCACAUCGUUGAGCAAUGGCCCUGCGAUCCAGGCAGACCUGGUGUCUCCAGUUGAUGAUUUGUCCCUGUCUGAAGGAUCUUCUGGAAGUGGGAAGAGGGAAUCUGGUUGUGUGACAGCAGCCCUUGGCAACACAUGGAGUCAUAGUGUUAACACCAGGCUUAUACUACAGUAUCAUGACUUGCCGACAAGACAGCUCCUGGUUGCUAAGUCCCCUGUUGCUCCAUUCUCAGCUUUCUUCUAUACCAUUGAGAAAUCAGGCUUGGUUCUUCAAGAUGGAAAGGAUCAAACAAAUUUAACCUGGGAAGGAACUAAUCCUGCCCUGCAGACCAUACGAGUGAGGAACACUGCCUUGAAAGAUACUUUACUUGAUGCUGCUUUACCCAGCACUACUGGUGAUGCUCUGAGCAAUACAUCCAAUCUAUAGAAAAGACCAAUGAAACCUCCUCUAUGAAUUGAAUGAGUGACAACAUUGGUUUGCAGACAUCCAGUGAAGCAGAUAGUGAGCAUUCUUCUUCAUGUGUCUCUUUAAAGACUGACUUUAAAACCAAGUCUUGUUCUUUGUAUGUGCAGAGCCAUACUUAAUUCUGGACUUCUGAAAAUCGUCUAUUUUGUUCAGGAUAGUUUAAGCAAGAUAGCAAUAAAAGCCUCUGAACAGCA
Molecule: messenger RNA, 2041 nt
Organism: Apus apus (common swift)
Lineage: Eukaryota; Metazoa; Chordata; Aves; Apodiformes; Apodidae
Gene: RAD51B
Product: RAD51 paralog B
Exons: 12
Coding region: 606-1808 (400 amino acids)
Biological process (GO): double-strand break repair via homologous recombination
Cellular component (GO): Rad51B-Rad51C-Rad51D-XRCC2 complex
Molecular function (GO): ATP-dependent DNA damage sensor activity; ATP binding; DNA binding
Source: RefSeq, a predicted model, not a curated record